AUGUGGCUUGUUAUGUCUACGGAAGCAUCAUGAGUGUUUUUGUGCUGAUUGGUCAAGGUUUAAGUCAUUUUAUCCAGAAGAACUCAAAUGAUGUCACAAGGCUUGAUCAUAAUGUGCAUGUGCUCUCAGAAGAGGACGAGAUAGAGUUUGAUUCUUGUUUAGGCUCCGAUACAUUAAACUUUGUUUUACCUGUUAAGAAGAUUAAUAUCAAUAUUCUUAUACAUGCUCUUCUUGCUGGACCUCUAUGUGGAGUUGGUCUGUCGUAUCUGCUACCUUCUACAUUAGAGAGCUUGUUUAAUCAUGUUGGUGCAACUGUCGUUUUGUAUGUAUUCGGUUGGUUUACAAUCUGCGUUGCUCAGUAUUCCUUAACAGUGACAUCACCGCCAGAAACAGUGAAUUUCAGGAGCACAGAUCCUUAUGAACUUCGACCUCUGAUGCGGCCAUUUUAUGUUUACAUUUUCCUUGCAUUUCAUGUAGUACACUGGCCUAAGUCAUUACUCACAGCCCAUUGUGCGAAGCAUGCACUCAUCACACACCACGUUUUAUAAACAAAAACAGAAGUG
Messenger RNA from Anneissia japonica, 563 nucleotides. RefSeq names its product pecanex-like protein 4. The coding region runs from base 30 to 548 and encodes 172 amino acids. NCBI's taxonomy places the organism in Eukaryota, Metazoa, Echinodermata, Crinoidea, Comatulida, Comatulidae. The transcript has 3 exons. The record is from RefSeq and is a predicted model, not a curated record.